UGGAUGGUUCCAGUGGGGAAAGAUUAGACUCUUCAGAAGCUAAUAGACUAGAGCAGAAUCCAGAAGACCAUACAUCAGAAGGGAGGGAAUCUACAAUGGAAGAACACAAGGACAAUCAGCUAGACUAUGAGUCAGAGAAAGUGGAAAUCUUAAGACUGGUCCAGUCAAAGAGGAACAUUAACAGUUUGAACAUGGACCUUGAAAGGGAUAUGCAGAGAAUAGAUGAAGCAAAUCAGGAACUUCUUCUCAAAAUCCAAGAGAAAGAAAAUGAGAUUCAGAGGAUGGAAGGUGAGAUUGCUCACACCAGAGACUUGGCUGAAGAUGAAGAAUGGGAAAAGGAGAACCACACCAUGAUAGAGAGGGAAAAAGCCUUGCAGGAGCUGGAAGAAGAGACAGCCAGACUUGAUAGGAAGAAUGAGACUCUGGUCCACAGUAUAGAAGAACUUCAAAGAAAGCUUACAAGGAAAUCACAUAAGGCAACCAAGUGUGAACAAGAAGAUCUAAAAGGAACCCCAGAAGAGUCAAAGGCUAAGUUAAAACAGCUGGAAGCUUCCUGUGCAGACCAAGAGCAAAAGCUGACAAAGGUAAUGGAAAACUACACAUUUGUGGCACAGCUCUGUGAAGAUCAGGCCCUCUGCAUAAAGAAGUACCAGCAAACUCUGAGGAAAAUAGAAGAAGAACUAGAGACUCGGUUCCUUGAGAGAGAAGUAUCAAAAGUCUUGAGCAUGAAUUCUGCAAGAAAAAAGUGUAACAGCCAAAAUAAUAAGGAUGAUUCUCUCCAAAACAAGGGAACUUGGUUCUGUAAAAGGUUUUUUCAAUAUGUCUUUUCCACCACCCUAUUUUUCAUCAGACUGCUGGGCUACUUGUUUUUCCACAUAUGUUUUAUAAAUCCAGAUCUCCUUAUCAACACACUGCCCAAGAUAUUGAGCAGGGGCAUUCUGUGGAAGCUAAGAUGCUUCCUCUUUCCAUCUCUCACACUUGAGACAGAGGACAUGUUACCCCACUGAUACAUAAGAAAUAACCUUGAGCAAAAGAAGAAAAGUGGUGUCUGAGUCUGUAGACUAAGAGACGGCGGAAUUUGCGGAGGGAAGAGGUUUCCUUCAGCUUUUCCCUUCAGGUCUGUCUACUUGAUUAUCUUCCAUCUCCAGUUGUCUUUCCAAGAUUGAUCUUGCCCAGUAGAAAGCUCUGUCAACAGAUUUCUAGGACUACAGGAUAAGCUAAAUAGCACCAGACAGUAAACAAACUAGACUACUUGGGAAACAAUGUCAUAGAUGCUCAGCAAAGUUAGAAUUGAUAUAUUCUUCUAGAAAAUCUUUAAAAUCUGAGAGACUGGAUCCCUGCAAUGCAGAAGAUUGCUCACUACUUAUAUUAGAACUCUUUGGUUAUAAGUGACCUUAACUUAAGCUAAUUUGUAAAUUUGCAGAAAUAAAGGGGGGGGGGCAGGGGUAUUGCCUCAUGGAACUAAAAAUCUGCAGUUUCUGGCAUGGCUGGGUCCAGGAGUCUCAAAGCAAUACCACUGGGAUUUCCCCACUCUCUCUUUGCAUUGGCAUUCUCCUUUUAGUGGAAAGAUAGUGCCAACAACCUAAGUCCCAUAGUACAAGAUUAGCAGCCUUGGUAGAAUGAAACCAUCUUUUCCAAUAGCUACAGCAGACAAUUUCAGAGAAACUGCCUUAGCUGGGGUCAAGUGCCUACCCCUGCCCCAAACUCAGUGUGGCCUAAGGAAUGGGAGUGCUCUGGUCAAGCAUGAAUCUGUGAAAUCACAUUUCCAACCUCUUAUAAGGGAUAGAGGAGGUUAGGGGGAAAAGAGUUAAGGAAGUUAACUCCACCUAAACUCAAUGGAAUGUGUUUCUGUAAGAAAAAGGGCCUCUCUUCCCUCAAAAAAAGAGAAAGGGAUACUGAGCAGGCAAAAGCAGAUGCCCAUUUAAUCACUAAUUUUAGCUUUACAUGUAAACAACCAACUUGAUCAAUUAAACAAAUUCUUAAAGCUA
Panthera uncia (snow leopard) is the source of this 1988-nucleotide messenger RNA. RefSeq names its product transmembrane and coiled-coil domains 5A (gene TMCO5A). The transcript has 12 exons. The coding region runs from base 96 to 1007 and encodes 303 amino acids. The record is from RefSeq and is a predicted model, not a curated record. Lineage: Eukaryota; Metazoa; Chordata; Mammalia; Carnivora; Felidae.